CUUGUUCCAAAGCACUUUGAUAGCGCAACUCAACCAAGAACAACAACCUCCCGGUAUCCCGUACACAACUACCCCUCCACCGCCACCGUUGCGGGCAUCCUCCAUUACCUUGUUUUGGCGCCAACGCCAACCCGCAGCCAUGGCGAGCUUCAAGAACCUCUACAGUAACAGGAAGCUUGAUCCAGGGUUCGAUUCCAACUUUAGUGUUGACUAUGUGAUUCCCUAUAAUAUUCCGGAAGAAGGAAAAGCCGAGGCCGAAGCCGGCUUUAUCCAGCUCAUCGAAGCCCUCGUCAAGGUCGGCCUCACCACCGAGGUCCGCAACGGCAGAGACCGGUCUCUCCUCAUAUUCGUCAAGGUCGCGUCCGAGAAGGUUUUGAGCGACCAGGUCUACUGGUCUCGCCUCAGCGACUGGCUGAACGGCGCUCGCACAGUUGGCCCGGACAAGGAUCUUGCAAGCUCGUUCCGCGAUGAGCCCGUGUCGGAGGCCGAACGGUUGCGUGUUGUCUACCUUCUCAUGACCAAGCCGAAGAACGAAGGUGGCGCCGGUAUCACCCCUGGUUCCGGUCUCUGGAAGAACGUCGACUCCAUCUUCCCCCUGCAUAACCACACCUUCAACCGAAACUGGAUCCAGAAGAUGAGCUCCAAAUACAUCAUCGAUGACACCAACCUCAAUGAGAUUCGGAACAGCUUCGGCGAGAGUAUCGCCUUCUACUUUGCCUUUAUGCAGUCCUACUUCAAGUUUCUCGUCUUCCCCGCCGCCGCAGGCUUCGCCACAUAUUCGCUGCUCGGUCAGUUUUCAUGGCUGUACACCGUCUUCGUCUCAUUAUGGUCCGUGGUUUUCUUCGAAUUUUGGAAGAGGAAAGAGGUCGACUUGGCAAUACAAUGGGGCGUCCGCGGCGUGUCCAACAUCCAGCAUCCGAGACCACAGUUCGAGUUUGAACACGAAGCCGAGGACCCGGUCACGGGAGAGAUGGUCAAGGUCUACUCGCCCUUCAAGCGCCUCGGCACUCAAUUGCUUCAGAUUCCCUUCGCCUUGGCUUGCAUCUUGGUCCUGGGAACGCUGAUCGCCACUUGCAACUCGUUGGAGAUCUUCAUUACUGAAGUGUACGACGGGCCGUUUAAGCAGUAUCUGACAUUCCUGCCUACGGUCAUUUUGGUGGUCAUGACCCCUACUUUCUCUACCGUGUUGCAAGCCUUUGCCGAACGCCUAACCCAAAUGGAGAACUAUGAGACGCUCGACGCCCAUCACGCUGCACUGGUCCAGAAGCAGUUUGUGCUUAACUUCAUCGUCUCUUACAUGGCCUUAUUCUUCACCGCCUUCGUUUACAUCCCUUUCGGAAAUUUCCUGGUCCCGUACCUAGACAUUUGGAGAGCCGCGGCGCAGAGGCUGACGCCCAGUGGCAAGGCGUUCGCGACGCAAGAGUUUGUAAUCAACCCGGCUCGCAUCAGCAACCAGAUGUUCUACUUCACCGUCACUGCUCAAGUCGUCAACCUCAUCACCGAAACAAUGCUGCCAUACGUCAAGCGCCAGGUUCUCAACGAGGCGAAGGAAGUGCAGUCCAAGAUCACCAACAACGGCCAGGGAAAGAAAAUCGAGGACCCCCCGGAGGAGGAAGCAUUCUUGAACCGCGUGCGAAGUGAGGUGGAGCUCGAGACGUACGACGUGACGAAUGACUACCGGGAGAUGGUCGUCCAGUUCGGGUACCUGUCGCUCUUCUCCGUGGCCUGGCCCCUCGCCGCGUGCUGUUUCCUGGUCAAUAAUUGGGUGGAGCUUCGAUCGGACGCGGUCAAGAUUGCCAUCACCAGCCGACGCCCUAUCCCAUGGCGGGCCGACUCGAUCGGACCGUGGCUGAACGCCCUGGGGUUCCUUUCCUGGCUCGGCACACUGACGAGCGCGGCCAUCGUGUCGCUCUGCAGCAGCAAGGACCCCAACGGGGCCGCAGGGUCGCUGACGGAUCACAAGGGGUGGGCGGUGCUGCUCAGCGUCUUCCUGGCGGAACACUUCUACUUGGCCGUGCAAAUGGCCGUCCGGGUCGUCAUGAGCAAGAUGAACAGCCCAGGGGUCCAAAAGGAGAGGAAGGAGCGAUUCUUGAUGAAGAAGAAGCUUCUCCAGGAGAAUCUCAACCAGGAGGUGGACGAGAAGGCUGCUGCCCCAGGUAUUGCCAAGACCGAGGAGAUCUCGAGAGCGGUACUGGAGGAGGAGGCACGGCAGGCAUCCAUUCGCGGACAAGGGCUUGCCGAUGAAAUGUGAGUAUAGUUCCCGAGUUUCGCGUUCCGAGUUCUUGUGUGGCGUGGCAGUUGAUGACAUUCGGCUAAUCGUGUGGUUCGCUCCGUCCUUUUCUUUGAUAUAGGUUCUGGCAGCGGCAACGUGGACUCG
This is a messenger RNA of Sodiomyces alkalinus F11, 2377 nucleotides long. RefSeq names its product transmembrane protein 16H. Gene Ontology annotation, biological process: chloride transmembrane transport. The transcript is spliced from 4 exons. The record is from RefSeq and is a predicted model, not a curated record. Gene Ontology annotation, cellular component: cortical endoplasmic reticulum. Lineage: Eukaryota; Fungi; Ascomycota; Sordariomycetes; Glomerellales; Plectosphaerellaceae. The coding region runs from base 140 to 2251 and encodes 703 amino acids. Gene Ontology annotation, molecular function: chloride channel activity.